CGAGGCUAUAAACAACAUGGCGUCCUAACGUGCACUUGCUGAAAGUUUAAAUCAGAGAGGCAGGAUGUCGCGGAGUGUGGCAUGGCGACGGACCUGUAAUGAUCUUGUGAACUGGCGUCAAACUGAAGCCCUCAAUGCCACCAUGUAUAUCCUGCGAGAGACUGGCCCAACAGGAUUUCUGCUUCAGGAGGAGGGCGAGCCAAAACCUUUUAAGGCAUACUUGGGAGACCCACACACGUGUACCUGCCCUCAGUUUAAGAAGGAUCGAGACUUGUGUAAACACAUCUGUUGGCUGUUGCUGAAGAAGUUUAGAGUGCCACAGAACGAUUCCAUAACCUGGCAGCUUGGUCUGGUGGAGCGAGAAAUCAACGGUAUCCUUCAUGGCCACGCCGCAAAGCAGCAGCGGCAGCAACCACAGGGGCCACGGUGGCAGAGGGCGCAGUCUGGUGGCAAUGGUGCCACAGGAGGUGGAAAGGAGGCACUACAACAGCGACCAAUCGGUGACGAUGAUGUUUGUCCUAUAUGCCAGGAUGAACUCCUGUCUAAACAUCUACCUGUAACAUUCUGCAAAUUUGGGUGUGGAAACAGUAUCCAUAUCAAAUGUAUGAAGGUCUGGGCUGAUCAUCAGAAGUCCUCGGGUGAUACCGUCAUCAAAUGCCCUUUUUGUCGCGAGGAUUUUGGACCCUUGGAACUGCUCAAACAGGAAAGCCGGAAUGCCAUUGGGGCUCCCCAGGGAGGCAGAAUGGACCGCCAUCUUGGGACAGAUUGUCAGAGUUGUCAUAUAUCACCAAUAGAAGGGAAAUGUUACAGGUGCCGUGUGUGUGUCAACUUUCAUCUGUGCCAGACCUGCUUUAAUACUGCAACUCACACUCAGCAUCCAUUUGAGUACCGCCAUAAGCGUAACCAGCAUUGGAAGUCAGCACAGAGGAUGUAUGGAGCAGUGCUUCCCCAGGCUGUAGCGCAGAGUCUAGCGAACCGUGAAAUCUCCGAAAAUGAUUAUGACCUCCUCAUGCAGCUUGACAACAACACCUCCACCCAACAGAGUGACAUUCCUGAGAGUGUAAUUAACUCGUUUCCCCUAGAGAAAGUUAGAGAGAAUGGUGCGCUGCUGGCCCCGGGGAUACAGUGUAGGGUGUGUCUGCGAGGAUACCAGGUCGGACAAUUCGUGAGGAAGCUACCUCGCUGUAAACACAAGUUCCACCGGGACUGUAUAGACAACUGGCUGCUCCACUCUCAUUCCACAUGUCCUGUGGAUGGCCAAUCUGUCUGGGACCCAAUUUCUGCCCAGAUGGAUGAGACAGAACAGCGGACCAGAGCACCCAGACAUCCCAAAGAAAAUGGCCAGUCAUCAAAAAAUGAACUAGUCCUAGAGGUGCCUGGAGUUGGAAUUGUUCGACAGACGGAAGAAUCAGCUGCUCGGGAAAGUGCUCUCCGUGGGUUUGGACGCCGCCUCCCUGGUACACAACCACAGCAUAAACCUAUACAUGGCUCCGACAAUAGAAAUGUGAACCCUCUACGAUCCAGCUUCACACUAAGCGGUGUGAGCCUUGGUAACAGUUCUGAAGGGGCCUCUGGUGGCAGUCAUAGUGAUACAACUCCAGCUGAGGAUCUCCCUGGCAACCGUCUCCUCGGACGUGCCCAGGCCCGACGCUCAACCCUGAAUAAAAAACUUGCAAUCAAAAGUCAAAGGCCAAAACAGAAGGAGACCAGAACAGUGAAGGAAAAGAAAAGUCCUCAAUUUGACAUUCAUUCUAUGCCAGUGGUACCCCAGGAACAGUAUGUUGACGAUGCCAUGGGUCCUAUGACCCCUACUCAGAGGACAAUUAUGAACCACCUUGCCAUGCUGAACACUCCAGACGAAGACGAGAUCAUGGGAGACCUGAAUCGCAGUCUUCCAUCCACACCACAGCGAGUCCAUAGUAUCCGUAACUGUAUGCUCAGUAGUACGGACCUCAGGUCGCCGUUUGUGCGAGAUUUACCUCCCCUGAUUGAGUCGGAUCAGGAACAUGAGUUACCAGACUAUCCUACCAUUGGAGAGUCUGAUCAAGAGACAGUUUCCCUCAACAGUUCUAUCUCUCUAAAUCAUCACAGACCGUUCCAGAGGCAUCGACACCAAGAGGCUGAAGCACAGGCUGACUCAGGUUCCAUUGUCAUGACCUCUGUGAGGUCAACACCAGAUGUCAGAUCAGUAUCGGGGUCACAGAGGUCAUUCAUAAAUGGUACAUCUUCCCCCAAUGGUGAGAGUAGUGCUGGAGGAAGUGUGGUCAGCGAAGGUCAGCCAAGCAUUAGAUCCCGGGGCAGACAAGCAGACAUAGAAUACAUGUUGAGCUUUAUCUCGGAAGAUCGUGGACAAAGCGCAGCAUCAGGCAGUAAUCGUUCACGGAGCCGAGAUCGAGCGGAGCCAGGUCCUACAGACGACGAGACGGCUAUCCUAAAUCGACUGCAGCAUUAUAAAGACUUGUAUGUCGGCAACAGUCCAGACGGUCAAUCCCCAGAAGAUCGGAGUGCUGGCACAAGGGGGCGCCCUCCACGCAACCCAAGACGACAGUUUGGCGAACAUCUAGCUCUACGUCAAACUAAAACUCGCAAGAAGAAGGCGGACCUCAGACGACAAAAUAACGACCUUGCUUUAGAGGGAAAUGCAUUUAGUAAUCUGACACUCAGAGAUCUCAUGUAAUUAAUGUGGAACAUGUCACUGCAUACUGAAAAUUGUAUGAAACUAAUUAAAACAGUUGUUAAUUAACUUAAUAUUUUAUUGUACUGAAGGCAUUGAGAUAAGGAAAUAUAUUGCCAAUAUUAGAAAUUUCAUUUUUUCUUUUAAAAUGUUGAUCAUUAUAGAAUUAGAAUCAGAAACUAAACUUCUGUUCAUUCCUUUUCAUUUUUUGCCGAGCAGUAUACUUGUAUGAUAGCGCUUAUUCAUAUACAUGUAAUUCAAUUUGAAUUCAAAUAAAUCAAUAAUGAUAUUACUUAUUCAAAUAAUGAUAUCAGUAUAUAUGAUGGUUAUUAAUUAAAUCCAACAAAUUCUGGAGAAAUGAGAGAGGAGCAGUGGUAUUCUAUAGAAUCAAUUUUCAAUAUUUUGAUAAAACCAUAUUUCUAAUUAACUUAAUAUAUGAAAUUUUAUUAGCAUAAAUUGUUCAUAUAUGUUACAGACUCCAGCUUACUUUAUGUUGUGAAGUCCAAAACAGGAAGGUGUGAAACAUUUUUAAAUUGUAAAUAAAUUGGAGAAUUUAUAUUCAGAAAAACUUGUAUGAUUAAUGUUAAUUGUGAAUUGCUUCAUUGUUAACAAGUUUGGUUGUUUGGAUGUUUUUUUCACAUGAACUAUUAUACUGAAUUUGGAUUUGAAGAAGUUUCAAUAAUUAAAGUCCAAACAGUGUCUGUUGAAAGUGAAUUUAAAUUGAGUUAAUUCUUUGAAGAUAUCACUAGUUUGGAAUACUUUAUCUGUUAAGUACAUAAUGUAGAGUACAUGCAUGUUAAGUUAUAUCAUAAAUUCAUUCAAAAAAGUGAUAUAAAUAAAAAAUUAAUGAUAUCACUAAUUCAAUUUAAUAUGAUCAUAGAGUUAAUUUUUUUUAUGUGACUUUUUUCGGGGAAUAAGUGAUAUCAUUAAUUGAUUAAGUCAAAAUUCAUUUAAUGAUGUCAUUUACUUUAAUGAUAUCAUUUUAUGAAUAAUUAAUAUAAUUUAUUAUACACCUCAAAACAUUUUAAGCCUGUGAUUUUACAUAUUACCAUGGCAACACACUCCUGGACUCUUGUUGGUCAAAAUACAUUUUGGUUUAAAAAACUGUGUAACUUGGUCGCUAUAAACUGGUUUUUAGUACAAAGGGCCAUAACUCUUCAAUCCCUUUGAUGGAUUUUUUUUUUCAAAUUUGAAAAAGGGAAAUUUGCCAACUAAGUCGAAGAUAAUUGGUAUUUAAAGAAUUUAAGGGAUGGCAGUUACUAUGGUACCAUUUUUGAAAGAAAUGGGUUGCCAUCUACAUGUAUAUACUUGCAAUAUAUAUUGUAAUCAAAUAAAAGCCUCUGAUUUGAUAAACCUUAAAUUGUCUUCCUGGGACAUCGAUUAAAGGGUUACAAUCCAUUUAAAAACAUUAAAAGCUACCAUGGGAUGGGAGAUGGGGGUGUAUUAGUUAUCCUCAAGAUUAUAGUUCUAGUUCAAAUUAAAGAUAUUUGUAGAUAAGUACUAUAAUGAGGCCGUAUAGAUUGUACUUGUCGACCUACAUAGUACA
Pecten maximus is the source of this 4220-nucleotide messenger RNA. RefSeq lists its product as uncharacterized. Bases 65 to 2677 code for a protein of 870 amino acids. The transcript is spliced from 13 exons. Gene Ontology annotation, molecular function: zinc ion binding; ubiquitin protein ligase activity. The record is from RefSeq and is a predicted model, not a curated record. Lineage: Eukaryota; Metazoa; Mollusca; Bivalvia; Pectinida; Pectinidae.